This is a messenger RNA of Oryza sativa Japonica Group (Japanese rice), 1849 nucleotides long. Its product is annotated as protein TRANSPARENT TESTA 1. Gene Ontology annotation, cellular component: nucleus. Lineage: Eukaryota; Viridiplantae; Streptophyta; Magnoliopsida; Poales; Poaceae. Gene Ontology annotation, molecular function: DNA-binding transcription factor activity. Gene Ontology annotation, biological process: anatomical structure development; regulation of gene expression. The record is from RefSeq and is a predicted model, not a curated record.
CAGCCAUUUCAGUUUCUUCAAGACCGUGACACAUGCACUCCUUGACAUUAGGCUAUAUACACAUUUCUUCUAGUUCUUCCUCCCCCUCCUCAUCUCCCAUCUUCCCCACGCCACCAAACCCCGAGAACAAGAAAGCUAUAUACCAUCUCUCAUGCGAGUAAAUAAUUAAGUGAGAGCUCUCUGUGUGCGUAUAAGUAGAGAUCGAUCGGUAUAAUCGAGGACUACAUGAGGAUGGGGCUGCGGACCUGCAGCGCCAUGGAAGGUGAGGUCGUCGCCGCCUCGCCUUUCUUCGAGUGGCUCAAGCCACCGCCGCGGCCGGCGUCAUCCUCGUCGUGGUCGUCGUCUUUCUCCUCGUCGUCCUCGAUGGCUUCCAGGGAUCAAGAAACAGUAGUACCUGGUGAAGAUGGCGGAGGUGAAAUUCAAGAAGAUCAUAAGAGCGGUAUGACUUGUUUGCCGCUGCUCAGCAUGCUCGAGGAGGGGAAUUCGAAGAGGCAUGAGCACCCUGUGAAAGAAGAGAUCAUGAGCAGUGCACACGCAGCCGGGGUAGUGGAGCCUGGCGUGGAGUUGAAUAUCGGCUUGCCGGUUACAGGAUCUAGCGCUCAGGAGGUCACCAUGGAGGAGGACGAUGAGGAGGAGGAUGACGACGACGUAGGGGAGGAGGAGAUGGACGAGUGGAAGCCUAUGCAUGGCGGUUGCAAGGUGGAGGGGGAUGAAGAGCAGUACGGCGAGGCGGUGGCGUCGGUGGAAGGGUCGAGCAGCAUCACCGCCGUGGGGGAUAUGUUCGGCGGGGUCGGGGCGGAGAGCGGCGUGGCGAUGAGCAGCCGGUAUUGGAUCCCGACGCCGGCGCAGAUCCUCGUCGGCCCGGUGCAGUUCAUCUGCCAUGUCUGUAACAAAACCUUCAACAGAUACAACAACAUGCAGAUGCACAUGUGGGGGCACGGGCGGGAGUACCGCAAGGGCCCGGAGUCGCUCAAGGGGACGCAGACACUGGCGAUGCUGAAGCUGCCGUGCUACUGCUGCGCGGCGGGGUGCAAGAACAACGUCGCCCACCCGAGGGCGCGGCCGCUCAAGGACUUCCGCACCCUGCAGACGCACUACAAGCGCAAGCACGGCGCCAAGCCCUUCCGCUGCCGCCGCUGCGCCAAGCCCUUCGCCGUCAAGGGCGACUGGCGCACGCACGAGAAGAACUGCGGCAAGCGCUGGUUCUGCGCCUGCGGCUCCGACUUCAAGCACAAGCGCUCCCUCAACGACCACGUCCGCUCCUUCGGUGCCCACCACCUCCCCGUCGCCGAAUCCGCCGCCGCCGCCGCCACCACCCCCGCCGACAAAGACCGCAUCAUAAGCUUCCAACGGUGAGAAAUAUCGAUCGGUCGAGGUCGACGAUGAUCGAUCAUGAUGUGUAGGCUGCAGUUACCUGGUUCGUUACUAAGUCUAUGUAUACGUGAGCACUGCUGCUCGCGUAUAUAUCUACUUAGUAAGUUAACCAUGCAAUUGUCCAGCAUAUAGACAACAAGUUAAUCAAACUAUAGCUACUAGCUAGAGAGUAAUGUAUGCUGAUAUGUGCAUGCAUCCGUGGGGAUUUAGGAGGAAAUUUAAGCAGACUAUUAGCACACAAUAAUUAAGGUGGCUUUCAGCCGGUGCCGAUCGAAAGCUGUGAGCCUGUGAAGUAGAUGAAUUUUCUUCUGCCAGAGUGUGAGCUGUUUAGUGAGGCUAUGUCCCCAGCUUUGUAUCGGAGAAAAUUUCUCAGCUUCACAGGCUAAUUAAACAGGUAAUUUGGAACCUAUUUUAAUUUACAUGCAUUUAUUAAACGAUUAUUGAUCAAUGAGAGAGCUGAUUAAUUCUUAACUUA